This is a messenger RNA of Miniopterus natalensis, 2946 nucleotides long. The record is from RefSeq and is a predicted model, not a curated record. NCBI's taxonomy places the organism in Eukaryota, Metazoa, Chordata, Mammalia, Chiroptera, Miniopteridae.
AUGAGCACCACGAAUGGGCAGGAGCGGUGGGAGAGCGAGGGUCAGCCCAGGCACAAGCCAGGGUCGGAUUUCCUGAGGGUCAGACAGUUGAGAGAUGACCUCAGCCUUCAGGCCAGGACCCCAUGGAGAUCACUCACCUAUCUCCCUAUCAAAGUAAUUCCAUCUCAAGCUUUCAGAGGACUUAAUGAGGUCGUAAAAAUUGAAAUUUCUCAGAGCGAUUCCCUGGAAAAGAUAGAAGCUAAUGCCUUUGACAACCUCCUCAAUUUGUCUGAAAUACUGAUCCAGAACACCAAAAACCUGGUACAUAUCGAGCCUGCAGCAUUUACGAAUCUUCCCCGGUUAAAAUACCUGAGCAUCUGCAACACUGGCAUUCAAAAGCUUCCAGAUGUUACAAAGAUCUUCUCCUCUGAAUUUAAUUUCAUUCUGGAAAUUUGUGAUAACUUACACAUAACCACCAUACCGGGGAACGCUUUCCAAGGGAUGAGUAACGAGUCCGUAACGCUCAAACUGUACGGAAAUGGAUUUGAAGAAAUACAAAGUCAUGCGUUCAACGGGACGACGCUGAUUUCCCUGGAGCUAAAGGAGAACGAACACCUGAAGAAGAUGCACCAUGGAGCCUUCCAGGGGGCCACGGGGCCCAGCAUCUUGGAUAUUUCUUCCACCAAACUGCAGGCCCUGCCUGGCUAUGGGCUGGAGUCCGUUCAGACGCUAAUUGCCACCUCAUCCUACUCCCUGAAAAAGUUGCCAGCAAGAGAAAAAUUUACCAAUCUCCUGGAUGCCGUAUGGACUUACCCCAGCCACUGCUGUGCUUUUAGAAACUUGCCAACAAGAGAGCAGAGUUUUUCAUUUUCCAUUUUUGAAAACUUUUCCAAACAAUGUGAAAGCACAGCAAGGAAACCAAAUAAUGAAACACUUUAUUCUGCCAUCUUUGCUGAGAGUGAACUGAGUGGCUGGGAUUAUGACUAUGGUUUCUGCUCACCCAAGACAGUCCGAUGUGCUCCUGAACCAGAUGCUUUUAAUCCCUGUGAAGAUAUCAUGGGCUAUGACUUCCUUAGGGUCCUGAUUUGGCUGAUCAAUAUCCUAGCCAUCGUGGGAAACAUGACUGUCCUCUUUGUUCUCCUGACCAGUCGUUAUAAACUGACAGUGCCCCGUUUUCUCAUGUGCAAUCUCUCCUUUGCAGACUUUUGCAUGGGGCUCUAUCUGCUGCUCAUUGCCUCCGUCGAUUUCCAAACCAAAGGCCAGUAUUAUAACCAUGCCAUAGACUGGCAGACGGGAAGUGGGUGUAGCGCUGCCGGCUUUUUCACUGUAUUUGCAAGUGAACUUUCUGUCUACACCCUCACAGUCAUCACACUAGAAAGAUGGCACACCAUCACCUAUGCUGUUCAGCUGGACCAAAAGCUACGAUUAAGGCACGCCAUUCCGAUUAUGCUUGGAGGAUGGCUCUUUUCUACGCUAAUUGCCAUGUUGCCCCUUGUGGGUGUCAGCAGUUACAUGAAGGUCAGCAUUUGCCUCCCCAUGGAUGUGGAAACCACUGUCUCACAAGUCUACAUAUUAACCAUUCUGAUACUCAAUGUGGUGGCCUUCAUCAUCAUUUGUGCUUGCUACAUUAAAAUUUAUUUUGCAGUUCAAAAUCCAGAGCUGAAGGCUACCAACAAAGACACAAGGAUUGCUAAGAAAAUGGCAGUCCUCAUCUUCACCGACUUCACCUGCAUGGCACCUAUCUCUUUUUUUGCCAUCUCAGCUGCCUUCAAAGUGCCCCUUAUCACAGUAACCAACUCAAAAGUUUUACUGGUGUUUUUUUAUCCGGUCAAUUCUUGUGCCAAUCCAUUUCUGUACGCGAUUUUCACAAAGGCAUUCCAAAGGGAUUUCUUUCUGUUGCUGAGCAAAUUUGGCUGCUGUAAACGUCGGGCUGAACUUUUUAGAAGGAAAGAUUUUUCAGCUUAUACAUCCAACUGCAAAAAUGGCUUCACUGGCCCAAAUAAGCCUUCCCAGGCCACUCUGAAGCUGACCACGUUGCACUGUCAAUAUACAGUUGACAAAACUUGCUGUAAAGAGUGAACUGUUCCAUCAGUAACCACAUUACUGAACUAUACUUAAAUAUGUAAAAAAUUAUCUGUACCGGUAAUUUUAAGAAUUGCUUUUAGGAAGUUAUUUAUCCUGAGGCACAUUAAGCAAAGGGAGAGCUAUACCUAGCUCAAAGGAUGGUCCACAGCCAUUGCCAGUCUAAAAACUAUCUGUCAUUGGUACAUGAUGACAUACAACACAGAAGUUGAGAGUACUUAGAAACUUUUCAGCAAUUUUGACAGUAAUUUUAUGUCUGUUGAAUGUACUACUUAAAAAAUGAGGUGGCAUUUUACGUCUGAUUUUCUUCUCAUUUCAUCUUUGUGGUAAUUUUCAUUGCAUUUUACAAAAAUAGUCCAAAACAGAUUUGAAAUUUAAAAUAACUCACCCUUUUCCUCAGAUAGUUUGAGAAACACUCUAGAGAUGCACUGUCCAAUCCAGCAGCCACUAGCCACAUGGAGCUAAAUUCAAAUUAGAUGAAAACUGCAGUUCCUCAGUUGCAUUGGCCACAUUUCAAAUGCUCAGCAGCCACAGGUGCCCAGUGGUUACCAUACUGGACAACACAGACACAGAAUACUUUCAUCACCACAGAAAGUUCUUUUCAAUGGUGCUUUAUAGAGGCUUUUAUUCAUCCCCUGUCUAGGUUCUGUUAUUUAAAUUUUAAGGUAAACACCUAAAGGCACUUUUCAGCCUAUUUUCUUGGUUCAGUGCUUAGUCUCUGAAGACCAAUGAAACAUUAAAUAGUAGAAUGUCAAUUCCUUAUGGGUAGGACCCCGAUCUCAGUGUUGCUGUCCUGUCUCUUAGCUCAGGAUCUUGGCAAUAGUAUGCAAUAAAUAUGCUAAAUUACACUGAAGUUAUGAAAUCUAUAAGGAAAAAAAAAUUGUU